UAGAUCUACAGCAGAAAGCAAAAGAGUGACCCCUGCCAGAUGGCAGCUCCCCCAGAUGCUGUCUCCCACAGGCUGUUGCUUCAUCAGCCCUUCACCUGCCCCACUUCUGCUCAGAUUGGCCAAGCAGCUCCUAGCUCUUUCUUAGUGUCUGAGUAGUAAUGUUGAGAUGAAGGUGGAAGAGAAGUCGGCACAGCGGGUGCUAGCUCUUGGACUCUGCAGAGGCAGGCUGCUUUCACAAGAGCUCUAGGUCAUUGUGCAGCUGGCUGGUCUUCUCUGAACCUUGGAUUCCUGGACAUCCAUGAAACACAGACACUGAUGCUGCCUCUUUACUCAAGGGCUGCAGUGAGGAACCGAUGAGAUCUUGGGCUGAGGGUGCUCUUUGAACUCUAAGAUAGCACUGCAGACUCCAGUACUAGCCUGUCCAGAGCAGAAAGUGAGAGGAAACAAGCCAGCAUUGUAAAGAGGACAUGCUUCUCCUCCCUCUCUCCGUGCUGCUCCUGCUCACACAGCCCUGGAGAUCCCUGGGAGCAGAAAUGAAGAUCUAUUCCCAGAAAACACUGGCCAACGCCUGUACCCUGGUUAUGUGUAGCCCCCCGGAGGGUGGUUUGCCUGGUCGUGAUGGACGAGAUGGGAGAGAAGGCCCCCGGGGGGAGAAGGGAGAUCCAGGUUCACCAGGACCUGCAGGACGAGCAGGAAUACCUGGACCAGCUGGCCCUAUUGGGCUGAAAGGAGACAAUGGCUCUGCUGGAGAACCUGGACCAAAGGGAGACACUGGACCACCUGGGCCUCCAGGUAUGCCUGGACCAGCUGGAAUAGAGGGCCCCUCAGGGAAGCAGGGGCGCAUGGGACCUCCAGGCACACCAGGCCCCAAAGGAGAGACUGGGCCCAAAGGAGGAGUGGGUGCCCCAGGCAUGCAGGGCUCCCCAGGCCCUGUAGGUCUCAAAGGAGAGAGAGGUGCCCCUGGUGAGCCUGGAGCCCCUGGAGGUGCUGGGACACCAGGGCCUGCUGGAGCCAUAGGUCCACUGGGGCCUUCAGGUGCCAGGGGCCCCCCAGGACUGAAGGGAGACAGAGGUACUCCUGGAGAAAGAGGAGCAAAGGGGGAGAGUGGGCUUGCAGAGGUCAAUGCUCUCAGGCAGCGGGUGGUAAUCUUAGAGGGACAACUACAACGCCUCCAGAAUGCCUUCUCUCAGUAUAAGAAAGUGGUGCUCUUCCCCGAUGGCCGGAGUGUCGGGGAGAAGAUCUUUAAGACGGCAGGCUCUGAAAAAACGUUUCAGGAUGCCCAGCAGAUCUGCACACAGGCUGGAGGACAGUUGCCCUCCCCACGUUCCGCAGCUGAGAACGAGGCCUUGACUCAGCUGGCCACAGCCCAGAACAAGGCUGCUUUCCUGAGCAUGAGCGACACCAGGAAGGAGGGUACUUUCAUCUACCCCACGGGGGAGCCCCUGGUCUAUUCCAACUGGGCCCCCCAGGAGCCCAACAAUGAUGGCGGCUCAGAGAACUGUGUGGAGAUCUUUCCCAAUGGCAAGUGGAAUGACAAGGUCUGCGGAGAGCAGCGCCUUGUGAUCUGCGAGUUCUGAGCUCCUCCUACACACACACACAUACAUAGUGUGUGUGUUGGGGCGGGGUAGUGGGGGUGGGGAGGGAUGGGCAGUGCCCAGAGCUGCUUUUUUCCAGUGUUUCAAUAAAAUGGUGACCCUCUGCUGGCCAGGGCUUCUCCACAGAGCCACAGGAUAAGGCCAGAGGCAGGGCUCCUAUGGAAUACAUCCCUCAGAAUAAAGUUUGAAACCGGCUUCA
Messenger RNA from Bubalus bubalis (water buffalo), 1794 nucleotides. RefSeq names its product pulmonary surfactant-associated protein D. Lineage: Eukaryota; Metazoa; Chordata; Mammalia; Artiodactyla; Bovidae. Bases 468 to 1577 code for a protein of 369 amino acids. The record is from RefSeq and is a predicted model, not a curated record. The transcript has 9 exons.